AUGCCGCCCCAACAGCGGCAUGAUACGCCUCCCACAGCUGUGAGAGCUGGAUUCACACAAAAACCUCGGGGGAUUGGUUUUAUAGCUCCUCACACUCCUCAAGAGUACAGAUCACCUUACUCUCGUCGUGCUGGUUUCUUCCCACAGCCAAUACGUGGGCAUCGAGGUGGAACAAAUAGGCAAGGUGUGGCUACCGGCGUUGAGCCUUAUUCGAUGCGCCAAAGCUAUCCACCCACAAUGCGACCGCCUACAGUUUGGCGGGGUAAUCGGGGACAUCAGUAUGGAUCAAGAGAAGGUCCGUCAUACAAAAACCUACCACCAUAUCGUCGUUUUUAA
Messenger RNA from Strongylus vulgaris, 336 nucleotides. The record is from the annotation of a GenBank genome assembly. Lineage: Eukaryota; Metazoa; Nematoda; Chromadorea; Rhabditida; Strongylidae.